Aspergillus homomorphus CBS 101889 is the source of this 1102-nucleotide messenger RNA. RefSeq lists its product as uncharacterized. The transcript has 6 exons. The record is from RefSeq and is a predicted model, not a curated record. Gene Ontology annotation, cellular component: endosome. The coding region runs from base 298 to 984 and encodes 228 amino acids. Lineage: Eukaryota; Fungi; Ascomycota; Eurotiomycetes; Eurotiales; Aspergillaceae. Gene Ontology annotation, molecular function: phosphatidylinositol-3-phosphate binding.
GUGAAUCAAUCCCCCCCGCACUUCUGCCCCGUUCAUGCCAUGCCACUACACUACCGGACAACGUUUGGACGUGGCUUGAUCUGAUCGGUCAUCAAUGGUUCUGUCAUGCAUCUUGCUGUAUACUGUAUGACGGAUGAACACAGACCCCCCCAUUCCUUUUCUCUCUUUGUCUCUAGUGAAACAAGACCAGACAGGAAAGCUUUGUGAACGAUUCUACUUAGUCUUGGUGGACAUGCCCCGUACCUCCGUGGCAGCCAGGAUCGUCUCCGUCAGAUUUACCGAUUGAUAAUUAGAUGGAUGGAGCCAGCGAAUGAGGUUACUGGCCUCGUGCCAUCGCCGCAUCCACACCCAGCUUCGUCCUCCGAACCGUCGGCUACAUCCUCCAGUACAGGCGACAACACCCUCAUCACAAAUUCAACUCCGCCAAUUGUACCCAUAAACGGGGACAGUGCCAUCAUCUCUCACGCUCAGGCUGCUUCAGACAAGGAGCGUCCUAUAUCCGGAAUAGUCCCUCCAUAUUGGACUCAUCACAGAACUGCCUCCAGAAUAUCGCAGACAUCUCUCGACCAAGGCCCUGCCAUUACACUUGAAGAUCACACGGAAGAUCCGGAGUGCGAGACCAGCCGUGGGCUGUGGGCGAAGAGCGUCUCGGUUGAGGAUUAUGUUGUUGUUCAAGGGAAAACCGGCAUCGGGUCGUAUGUAGUAUGGAACUGCAGAGUACAAACUCUUGAUGGCGGCCCUAUAACAGUUCGCUUGAGGUAUUCUGAGUUCGAUGACCUGCGACAACGCCUCAUAAUGUCGUUUCCGCACGCCAAAAACGCCCUACCUCCCUUGCCUCCAAAGAGUGUCAUCUUCAAGUUCCGACCGAAGUUUCUCGAAUCACGUCGCGUUGGGUUAGAGUACUUUUUGAACUGUGUUCUGCUGAACCCCGAAUUUUCCAGUUCUCCGAUUGUCAAAGAGUUUCUUUUUGGGAGGGCGUGCUAAUCAAAUCUACCUUCUGGUCUACCUCUAUACCUUCAACAGCCAUCUCUAUUACAAUCACGACGUCAACGAGUAUGAAUAUACCUUUUUGUUUUUGGGUUUCACGUACUCGGAAUUAUGG